GAUCAUCGAAAACCAUGAACCCGUCAUUGAUGGAUUGAAUAUAGUAGGCUAUUUGGGUAAUGACAAGGUCGAUGUUGACAGGACCCGUGCUAAGGAAGGUCCCGUCCUUGCUCCCCGUGAGGUUGUUACUGUCACCGUUACGGAGACCAUUUGUGGACCUGUUGGACCUACCUCCGCUGGAGGCUCUCCCAUUACCUCGGUCCCUGAGACAACCCUUGCGACUGACACUUCUGGCCCAUCGUCUGGUCCCUCAGCUGUGCAGCCUCCCGCCGCAUCCCAAUCUUCUGGAGCCGAUGGCGCCACAUCUGCGGAGCCUACUUCGGCUGAAGCUUCCCCUAGUCCCUCUCAAGGACAGGCCACUACUACGCUCCAGACUAGCUCGGCUACCUCUGGCACUUCCACUCCUGCCGACAGCUCUGAGGCUCCUAGUACAACUUCAGUCUCCCCAACCCCGACGGAUGCGCCAGCUGCCAAUGCCGGGUUUACCCAAGGGGGAAUGA
Messenger RNA from Aspergillus nidulans FGSC A4, 500 nucleotides. RefSeq lists its product as uncharacterized. The record is from RefSeq and is a predicted model, not a curated record. NCBI's taxonomy places the organism in Eukaryota, Fungi, Ascomycota, Eurotiomycetes, Eurotiales, Aspergillaceae. Bases 60 to 500 code for a protein of 146 amino acids. The transcript has 3 exons.